CCCGUGAAGGUCCGAAUGGUGAUGCACUACAUAGCCUGCAGUUUCGGUACGGUGAUUAGGCAAGCACGAGUGAGUAUAACCAAGCCCUAUGCUAAUCCCAUCCGCCGAUCCUCCCCCUCCUCUUCGCUCUCUUUCACACCGCACCGGCACCGUCACUGUCACAGCUCAAGUGAUAUGAGAGGCAGGAUUGGGGAUAAAUGGUCCAUGAGGGUUCUCUGGGCGAGUGCCAUCGGAAGUGGCAUAGGUCUCUACAUGGUUAUUGUGGAAAGACAACUGCAGAACAGAGAACGGAUGGCAGCUGAAGCUUUGCAAUCAUUAGACUCCAACUCAGGCAGCAGAGAAGAAGAUUAAACACUGCAAUUGUACAGUAUGAUACUAUUAUGGAAUCCCAUAUGACUGCAUCGAAGAGUUUAUUGCUAUGUUUUUGUGAUGUUUCUUUGGUUCUCACCUUUCGGUAACCAGCAUCUCUGUGUUAUUGGAUUUUAUGGGAUUCAUACUAAGAGUUGGUUCGUUUUGGUUUUGAUAAGAAGAAUUAGCUUUAUGCUUGCUUGGCUGAGCGUUUUGCUCUUAUCACC
Punica granatum (pomegranate) is the source of this 575-nucleotide messenger RNA. The record is from RefSeq and is a predicted model, not a curated record. NCBI's taxonomy places the organism in Eukaryota, Viridiplantae, Streptophyta, Magnoliopsida, Myrtales, Lythraceae.